This is a messenger RNA of Pediculus humanus corporis (human body louse), 1602 nucleotides long. RefSeq lists its product as uncharacterized. Gene Ontology annotation, cellular component: cytoplasm. NCBI's taxonomy places the organism in Eukaryota, Metazoa, Arthropoda, Insecta, Psocodea, Pediculidae. The transcript is spliced from 10 exons. Gene Ontology annotation, molecular function: ubiquitin-protein transferase activity; protein binding. The record is from RefSeq and is a predicted model, not a curated record. The coding region runs from base 1 to 1602 and encodes 533 amino acids.
AUGGGAUCUUGCAUAUGUAAAGAACUAUCAGAAAAUGAUGUUUACGAAGGGCCGUUAAAUCAACCUUGGUUUCAAUCGAGAAGUUUAUUAUCAGCCAUAGACAAUUCCGAUAAUUGUAUGCCUAAUAGAUCAGAAAAUAUAUUAUGGGAUUGUCCGGCAUAUUCUACAAUAGACAAACUUGUUUUAGAAACAUUAAAUAGUAUAGGUUCGCGAAUGGAAAAUGAGCAGGAACCACCACCAUCUUUGCAAAAGUUACAUGCCAUUGCAGAUCAAGAAGAUGGUUGGAUACAAGUUGUUAUUUCAAUGGUUAAUGUCAUUCCUCCAAGUAAUCCUUUAGGACCUUCUGUAAUUAUUAUUUUACUAGAUGAUUGUCCUUUACCCACAAAGGAAUCAGUAUUGAAGUUGUCAAAAAUUUUUAAUUUAUCUAGUGAAAGUUCUAUAAUAGGUCGCAAUACUCCGACCCAACAAAGAAAUAUUUGUGUUAUUUUGGGUUGUUUUGCGGAAAAAUUGGCAGGUCCUAGCAGCAUAACAAUUUUAACAGCAGGAACACUUAAUUAUCUCAUAACAAAUUUGAGCGAAGGAACACAUCAUGCUGUGAUCUUAUCUUCAUUGAUAGCUUUAGAAAAGUUUGCACAAACAACUGAAAAUAAAGUAACAAUAAAAAAGAGAUUACAAGCAGAACAUAAAAAUCCUUUAUUGAGGUUAGAAAAGUUAGUAAAUUCAAAUCACUACUUAGAAAGGCAAAUCGGUUUUUGUUCGCAGUGGUGUUUGGAUAAUUUAUUUUUAAUAGAAGGCAGAAAGUUUUCAUAUGAAUGUGUCGAUACUAGUGAUAUUAAUGUCAUGCUUAAUACUAAGGAUGUUAGUGAGUAUUUAAAAAUUUCACCUGAUGGACUCGAAGCUAGAUCGGAUGCUUAUUCUUUUGAAAGUGUUCGAUGCACAUUUCAAGUUGACGAAGGUGUUUGGUUCUAUGAAGUUCUUAUUAUAACAUGUGGAAUCAUGCAAAUAGGAUGGGCAACCAAAGAUAGCACGUUUUUAAAUCACGAUGGAUGUGGUAUAGGAGACGAUCAGUAUUCUUUAGCUUACGACGGUUGUAGAAAAUUAAUAUGGCAUAAUGCAAAAUGCGAAGCUCAAAAUAUAAACGUUUGGCGACCCGGAGAUAUAUUAGGAUGUUUGUUAGAUUUGAAUAAACCGGAAAUGGUAUUUUAUUUAAAUGGAAAUUUUCUUCGUUCGUGCAAUCACGUUUUUGAUACGGCCAGAUCUGGUUUUUUCGCGGCCGCAAGUUUUAUGUCAUUCCAACAAUGUCGAUUUAAUUUUGGUAAUCGACCUUUUCAGUAUCCUCCUUCUAGACCAUUUAAAAGCUUUAAUGAUAAUGCUACUCUACCUCCAGAACAAAAAUUAGUUUUACCCCGGCAAAUAAGACUAGAAUUAUUAAGAAAACUUAGCGUUCAUGAAGAUUCUUGUACUUUAUGUUUUGAUAAAAAGGCUUCUGUAAGACUGAGACCUUGUGGACACAGUGGGUUUUGUUUGAUUUGCACCAAACAAUUGGUUGAAUGUCCCAUGUGUCGUUCCGUCAUUUCCGGCACGGAUCAAGAUAAAACAUGA